Mesorhabditis spiculigera is the source of this 618-nucleotide messenger RNA. NCBI's taxonomy places the organism in Eukaryota, Metazoa, Nematoda, Chromadorea, Rhabditida, Rhabditidae. The record is from the annotation of a GenBank genome assembly.
AUGGCAACCCUGCAGCUCGAGCAGGCCACCACCAGCCAGGAGGACGACAUUAUGCAAUUUCUGUUGAGCGAUUUCCUGCACCGCGAGCCGCUAAACGAGGCGCUGGGGCUGUCAGCUGCCGGAUGCGCCCCGUUUUUCCGACAUCUGUUGCGGAAGGGGCUGAGGUCGGGGAAUAGUAUGGUGAUUAGGGACGACAAGGGACAGAUCAUUGCCACCCACGUUGCCUCUUUCCUCUACCGCCCCACCGGCUCGAACAACAACAAUAAUGAUGGGGAUAACUUCCAAAUCGAGGGCGAUAUCCAGAAAAUUGCCGGGCUGCUGGAUCGACUGGACGAGCAGUUGUUCUACAUCAUGAUCGUCUCCGUCUCGUCGAACCACCAGAGACAGGGCAUCGCCAAUAGGAUAAUGCGGAAUGCUGAGGAGCAGGCUAGGAGCAAGGGAUGUCAGGGGCUGCUCGCCGAGGCGACGGCGCACAAUUCGCAGAAGAUGUUCGAGAAGCUCGGAUAUGAGGUGAUCUACGAGCUGCAGCACAAGGACUACCUGGACGAGGCCGGCAAGCAGAUCAUCAAAUGCCACGACGCCACCGACCGCGCUCAGCUCGUCUUCAAGCGGUGCUCC